Messenger RNA from Lotus japonicus, 1177 nucleotides. Its product is annotated as frataxin, mitochondrial. The record is from RefSeq and is a predicted model, not a curated record. Gene Ontology annotation, biological process: intracellular iron ion homeostasis; iron incorporation into metallo-sulfur cluster. The coding region runs from base 134 to 916 and encodes 260 amino acids. Gene Ontology annotation, cellular component: mitochondrion. Lineage: Eukaryota; Viridiplantae; Streptophyta; Magnoliopsida; Fabales; Fabaceae. The transcript is spliced from 7 exons. Gene Ontology annotation, molecular function: 2 iron, 2 sulfur cluster binding; ferroxidase activity; iron chaperone activity.
CAUUGUGCAUCACUCUAUGUUUACGAGGGAAAGGUAAACCUCUGUUUUUCUCGGAGGUGAUAGCGCACGCACGCUACGGGCGGACCCACUCACAGGCUAGGUGUGGCUUGGUUUUUUUUUUUUAAAAAUUUAUAUGGUUGAAAAAAAAAAGAAAAACCCUUUCUGUUUUCUCUCACGCACCACGCUCCCUCUCUGUUUUCUCUCACGAGUCACGACUCCCGCACCACUCUCCCUCUCGGCCUCUCUCUGCUCUCUCUGCUCUCUGAAGUCGGCAACAAGAAGCAACCGAACAGGAACAUUCACUGCUGAGGUGACCAAAGCUAUGGCUGCCAAGCUGCUUUUGCAGAGAAGGCUCCUCAGGUUCUUGACACUGUCACCACCCUCAUUACACUCCUCUUCUUCUGGUUACAUUAAUGGGGCACGGUUGCUUUCUCUGAAAGUAUCAGAAAUAGUGGGUCUCUUCAAGGGUAAUGCACUUCUUUCUCCUUUUUCAACUUCUUCUAGAAGCUUCUGCUCUCGGGGUUCCAAUCUUCUGGAUGAGUCUGAAGUCCCCACGGCCGUUGAUUACCGGUCUCUAAUGGAGGAGAGUGAAUACCACAGCCUGGCUGAGUCCACAAUACAUAACCUACAGGAAAAAUUAGAGGACUAUGGAGACUCUAUUGACAUAGAUGGAUUUGACAUAGACUAUGGGAAUGAUGUUUUGACUGUAAAACUUGGCGAUCUGGGCACUUAUGUAUUGAACAAACAAACACCAAAUAGACAGAUUUGGCUGUCAUCUCCAGUGAGUGGUCCAUCAAGGUUUGAUUGGGAUCAGGAUACUAAAGCUUGGAUUUACAGGCGGAAGAAAGUAAACCUGUAUAAGCUUUUAGAAGCCGAGUUGGAGCAGUUGUGUGGCAAACCUUUUGUUCUUUCCUGAGGUAUUGAGGUGCCACCUACUCAUGCUUUUUGAUUAAGAAGGCAAAUCAUUUAUGAUGAGCGUUUUGCGUUCCGAAAUUAUUUUCUCUUUCAUCCCUUAGCCACCUUUUACUUAUAUCAGUUUAUGUAUCAGCUGUUAUCAUAUCUUUUACAGACAUAAAGUGAUUGUAUCUUCUAAGUUCUAAAUAAUAACUUCUACAAAGAAUUCUUGUGCAAAUAUGUUAUUGUCAUUUUACUUGUUUGAAGGAUUACAAUUGCGACA